Trichechus manatus latirostris (Florida manatee) is the source of this 2107-nucleotide messenger RNA. It is a transcript of the gene PTBP1, whose product is annotated as polypyrimidine tract binding protein 1. The transcript is spliced from 15 exons. The record is from RefSeq and is a predicted model, not a curated record. Gene Ontology annotation, cellular component: nucleus. Gene Ontology annotation, biological process: mRNA processing; regulation of RNA splicing; regulation of cell differentiation. Gene Ontology annotation, molecular function: mRNA binding. Bases 105 to 1778 code for a protein of 557 amino acids. NCBI's taxonomy places the organism in Eukaryota, Metazoa, Chordata, Mammalia, Sirenia, Trichechidae.
CGGGCGUCUCCGCCAUUUUGUGAGUCUAUAUCUCGGAGCCGUUGGGUCGGUUCCUGCUAUUCCGACGCCUCCACUCCGUCCCCUGCGGGUCUCCUGUGUGUGCAAUGGACGGCAUUGUUCCAGAUAUAGCAGUUGGUACAAAGCGGGGAUCUGACGAGCUCUUCUCUACCUGUGUCACCAACGGGCCCUUUAUCAUGAGCAGCAAUUCGGCCUCUGCAGCCAACGGGAACGACAGCAAGAAGUUCAAAGGGGACAGCAGGAGCGCCGGUGCCCCGUCGCGUGUGGUCCAUAUCCGCAAGCUGCCCAGUGAUGUCACCGAGGGGGAGGUCAUCUCUCUGGGGCUGCCCUUCGGGAAGGUCACCAACCUGCUGAUGCUGAAGGGCAAAAACCAGGCCUUCAUCGAGAUGAACACGGAGGAGGCCGCCAACACCAUGGUCAACUACUACACGUCGGUGGCGGCCGUGCUGCGCGGCCAGCCCAUCUACAUCCAGUUCUCCAACCACAAGGAGCUCAAGACCGACAGCUCACCCAACCAGGCGCGCGCCCAGGCAGCCCUGCAGGCUGUGAACUCAGUUCAGUCGGGAAGCCUGGCCCUGGCCGCCUCUGCCGCUGCGGUGGAUGCUGGGAUGGCCAUGGCGGGCCAGAGUCCUGUGCUUCGGAUCAUCGUGGAAAACCUGUUCUACCCCGUGACGCUGGACGUGCUGCACCAGAUUUUCUCCAAGUUUGGCACGGUUCUGAAAAUCAUCACUUUCACCAAGAAUAACCAGUUCCAGGCGCUGCUGCAGUACGCAGAGCCCGUGAGCGCCCAGCACGCCAAGCUGUCCCUGGACGGGCAGAACAUCUACAACGCCUGCUGCACGUUGCGGAUCGACUUCUCCAAGCUCACCAGCCUCAACGUGAAGUACAACAACGACAAGAGCCGCGACUACACGCGCCCAGACCUGCCCUCAGGGGACAGCCAGCCGUCCCUGGACCAGACCAUGGCCGCAGCCUUCGGUGCACCUGGUAUAAUCUCAGCCUCUCCGUAUGCAGGAGCUGGUUUCCCUCCCACCUUUGCCAUUCCUCAAGCUGCAGGUCUCUCCGUUCCCAACGUCCAUGGCGCCCUGGCCCCUCUGGCCAUCCCCUCGGCGGCAGCGGCGGCGGCAGCGGCAGGCCGGAUCGCCAUCCCCGGCCUGGCUGGGGCAGGGAACUCGGUCCUCCUGGUUAGCAACCUCAACCCAGAGAGAGUCACACCCCAAAGCCUCUUUAUUCUUUUCGGCGUGUAUGGGGACGUCCAGCGCGUGAAGGUCCUGUUCAACAAGAAGGAGAAUGCCCUGGUGCAGAUGGCCGACGGGAGCCAGGCUCAGCUGGCCAUGAGCCACCUCAACGGGCACAAGCUGCACGGGAAGCCAGUGCGCAUCACGCUGUCCAAGCACCAGAAUGUGCAGCUGCCGCGGGAGGGCCAGGAGGACCAGGGCCUCACCAAGGACUACAGCAACUCGCCCCUGCACCGCUUCAAGAAGCCCGGCUCCAAGAACUUCCAGAACAUCUUCCCGCCCUCGGCCACUCUGCACCUCUCCAACAUCCCGCCUUCCAUAUCUGAAGAUGACCUCAAGAUUCUCUUCUCGAGUAACGGAGGGAUGGUCAAAGGGUUCAAGUUCUUCCAGAAGGACCGCAAGAUGGCGCUGAUCCAGAUGGGCUCUGUGGAGGAGGCCAUCCAGGCCCUCAUCGAGCUGCACAACCACGACCUGGGCGAGAACCACCACCUGCGGGUCUCCUUCUCCAAGUCCACCAUCUAGGGCGCGCCGGGCUGCGGAGCCGCCCACCCGGCCCCCGUGACGACUUCCAUCAUUCCAGAGAAAAAGCCACUUUAAAACGCAGCUGAAGUGACCUUACGACCAGAGAUUUUAUUUUUUUAAAGAGAAAUCAGUUUACCUGUUUUUAAAAAAAUUAAAUCUAAUCCACCUUCUAACCUUGCGGUGCCUGUCGCGAGCGGAGGGUCCCACGGCCGCGGCGCCCGCCCUCAGGUCUCACAGCAAUGCCUUCUGGAGCUCGACCUGCCGCCACCGGGGCCUUGCGGCCGGGCCAGGGCGGGCUCCAACCACGAGUCGGCUUCUUUGUGCCUUAA